GUUGUUCUCGCCUGCCGGGUGGUUAGUUUCUCUGUAACCAAUCUCGUCAGAAGUUAUCCUUCAAACGGCACGAAAAGUUACAGCGUGGAUGAAAAUAAACAGCCACUGCAUACCCGCAGACUGGCCACUUAAAGAUCAAACACUGCAGAGACCGAAUUAAAGAGUUUCGCUUAAAAGUAGCGGCAAGGCUAUUGAAAAUAUCUGAAGCUGGGUUGAUUCAACCACUGCAGAGUCACCUCGGAUCGACACAGACCAGCAUUUCUUUGAAAGGGCCAUGAUGUCAUUAUAGCGUUAACUUUUCAUGAUGCCUCCUGCUAUGACAGACAUCUUGGAUAUCUGGGCAGUUGAUUCCCAGAUCUCAGCGGAUAACAGCAUCACUGUAGACUUCUUGCUACCAACAGGGACGUACAUUCAGUUGGAUGUCCCACGAGAGGCCACCAUUCAACAUAUCAAAUUGCUCCUAUGGAGGCAGGCACAAGCUUAUCCACUAUACAAUGUACUUGGCGAAUCGGAUUCCUAUAUGUUUCAAUGUGUGAACCAGUCAGCAGUGCAUGAAGAGCUGGAGGAUGAAUCUCGCCGUCUCUGUGAUGUCAGACCUUUCCUCCCUGUUCUAAAGCUUGUAACUAGGAAUUGCAAUAGGGCUGAAAAACUACUGGAUUCAAAAAUUGGUGUUCUUAUUGGGAAAGGUCUUCAUGAAUUUGAUGCUCUGACGGACCCUGAGGUGAAAGAAUUUCGCAGCAAGAUGCGCAAGAUCAAUGAGGAAAACAUGUUGAAACGUCAGGGACUUUCCUGGAUGGACUGGUUGCAGCACAAUUUUCCUCCUGACAUUGAAGCUACCAGCUUUAACAGUGCUGAAGACAAGCUACAUAAAGAAAAUUUCCUUGUAGUCAUUCGAUUUGACACUUGUCACGAUACCUUCAGUUUCCAAAUAUCUCCCGACGUAAACCCUUUUGGCUUAAAUGAGCUUGCCAUCAGGAAACAGCUGACCAACCUCGGAAGGGAGAAUGAGGAGUUCAAUCCUCGAGAUUUUGUACUACGUGUGAGUGGAAAGCAGGAGUACCUGUUUGGUGAGCAACCACUGAUUCAGUUUCGGUAUAUAAGGAACUGUGUAUUAAAUGGAGUCCAUCCUCAGCUGACCGUGGUGGAGUGCAGCACCAUCAAAGAGAUGUGUGAUCAAGAAAUGUCAGCCAUUGGCAUUGCCUUGCACCGUAAAAUAUCCACUGCUCCUCUUCCUCUGCCACCCAAGAGACGGACCAUUUCUCAAAUGACAAAUAGUAUUUGGGACGUCAAUGUUCCUUUCAAGAUUGUUCUUGUCCGAGGGACCAAAGUAAAUGCAGAUGAAGCUUUGCGGGUUCAAGUCAGGGCCGGGAUUUUCCAUGGAACUGAGCUCCUCUGUAAACCUGUUGUAAGCAGUGAGAUUUCUGGAAAAAAUGAUCUUGUCUGGAAUGAGACGCUGGACUUUGAAAUUAACAUCUGUGACCUGCCAAGAAUGUCUAGACUCUGUUUUGCAGUGUAUGGAGUGAUGGAUAAAGUGAAGAAACAAAAAUCGACAAAGAAUGUGUCUAAGUACCAGACCAUUCGGAAAGCAGGAAAAGUACAUUAUCCAAUUGCAUGGGUGAAUACAAUGGUAUUUAACUUCAGGGGUCAGUUGAAGAAUGGCGAUCUCUUGCUGCACUGUUGGUCAUCUUUUCCUGAUGAACUGGAAGAAAUGCUGAACCCAAUGGGUACAACACAGACCAAUCCAUACACUGAGAAUGCUACAGCUUUGCAGAUCCAAUUCCAAGAAUACAGCAAAUCACCAAUCUUCUAUCCUGCUUUUGACAAGAUUUUGGAGAAGGCAGCCGAGAUUGCACGAAGCAAUGACACACUAAGUACAGCAGGCCGAGGAUGGAAGAAAUUGCAUAUUGAACUAAAGGAAAUCAUGGAACGAGAUCCAUUGUCUCAACUAUGUGAAAAUGAGAUGGAUUUAUUAUGGACUCUGCGAUAUGACUGCCGUGAAAACUUUCCCCAGUCACUGCCUAAGCUGCUACUCUCAGUAAAGUGGAAUAAGCAUGAAGAUGUGGCUCAGCUCCAAGCAUUACUCCAAAUAUGGACCAAACUACCACCCAGGGAAGCAUUAGAAUUGCUGGACUUCAACUACCCAGACCAAUAUGUACGAGAGUAUGCUGUGGGAUGCUUGAGAGAAAUGAGUGAUGAAGAACUUUCUCAGUAUCUCCUACAGCUGGUGCAAGUACUGAAAUACGAGCCAUACUUCGACUGUGCACUUUCCAAAUUUCUCUUGGAGCGAGCACAAGCCAACAGAAGGAUAGGCCACUUCUUAUUUUGGCACCUCAGGUCCGAAAUGCAUCUGCCUGCAAUUUCACUGCAGUUUGGGUUGAUCCUCGAGUCAUACUGUCGAGGAAGUAUUACACAUAUCAAAGAGCUUUCCAAACAGGUGGAAGCCUUGAAUAAGAUGAAAGCCAUCAAUAAUCUAGUAAAAAUUAGCUCCCUGAAGGUGGCAAAGAAUAAAUUAAAGGACUUGAUGCAUACCUGCUUAAAACAACCCGUGUACAAAGAAGCAUUAUCUGACUUCAAGUCACCACUGGAUCCCAGUGUUAUCCUUUCAGAACUGAAUAUCGACAAAUGCAAGUUCAUGGAUUCCAAAAUGAAGCCUCUUUGGAUUCUAUAUAACAAUAAGAUGUUGGGAGGAGAGCCGGUGGGAAUUAUCUUCAAAAAUGGUGAUGAUCUGCGACAAGACAUGCUGGCUCUGCAAAUUCUGCACUUGAUGGACUUGCUAUGGAAGGAGGCAGGCUUAGACCUCAGAAUUGUGCCUUAUGGCUGCCUUGCAACGGGAGACAAAUCUGGUAUUAUUCAGGUGGUUUCUGCUUCAGAAACAAUAGCCAAUAUCCAGCUAAACAACAGUAAUGUUGCCGCUACUGCUGCCUUCAACAAAGAUGCUUUGCUGAACUGGCUUAAAGAGAAGAAUUCUCCGGAUGCCCUUGAACGAGCAAUUGAGGAGUUUACUCUGUCAUGUGCUGGCUACUGUGUAGCAACCUAUGUUCUAGGGAUUGGGGACAGACAUAGUGACAACAUCAUGGUCCGGGAAUCUGGUCAGCUGUUUCAUAUCGACUUUGGCCAUAUUCUUGGUAAUUUCAAGUCCAAGUUUGGGAUUAAGAGAGAACGUGUGCCUUUCAUUCUUACCCAUGACUUCAUCCAUGUCAUACAACAAGGAAAAACUGGAAACACAGAAAAAUUUAGCAGGUUUCGUCAGUGUUGUGAAGAAGCAUAUUUAAUUCUACGCAAGAAUGGAAACUUGUUCAUUACGCUGUUUGCGCUCAUGUUGACAGCAGGACUACCCGAGCUAAGCUCUAUCAAAGACAUCCAGUAUCUCAAGGACUCACUGGCUUUAGGAAAAAGUGACGAGGAAGCAUUGAAGCAGUUUCGACAAAAGUUUGAUGAGGCCCUUCGUGAAAGCUGGACAACUAAAGUGAACUGGAUGGCUCAUAUUGUGGCUAAAGAUGGGCGGUCCUAGCAAGAAAUGAAAAUACUACAGCCUGUUAAAUUAGGGAG
Molecule: messenger RNA, 3549 nt
Organism: Pristis pectinata (smalltooth sawfish)
Lineage: Eukaryota; Metazoa; Chordata; Chondrichthyes; Rhinopristiformes; Pristidae
Gene: pik3cb
Product: phosphatidylinositol-4,5-bisphosphate 3-kinase, catalytic subunit beta
Exons: 23
Coding region: 302-3511 (1069 amino acids)
Biological process (GO): phosphatidylinositol-mediated signaling; phosphatidylinositol-3-phosphate biosynthetic process; phosphatidylinositol 3-kinase/protein kinase B signal transduction
Cellular component (GO): cytoplasm; phosphatidylinositol 3-kinase complex; plasma membrane
Molecular function (GO): 1-phosphatidylinositol-3-kinase activity; 1-phosphatidylinositol-4-phosphate 3-kinase activity
Source: RefSeq, a predicted model, not a curated record